UCGCUGCUGCUGCUGGAAGUCCACAGCUGACCCGUUUGGACUGGUGGUGAACACGCCCGGUUGUUAGCUUUAGCUGUCCUCCUGUAAGUUCCACGUGUCUCAUCUCUUUUAGGACGAGAUAAGAUGAAGCCGUCAUUUCUGCUGCUGUUGGCUCUGUCGGUUCUGACCUGGGCCCGGCCUCCAGACUGCGAGGACCAGGGCUUGUCCUCCUCUGACUUUCCAGGUACGCGUGUGUUCAAGUUUUCCAAGUGUGCUGCAUCCAGAGUUUUCACGUGGUUGGAUCAACAAUUAGACUCGCUGGGCAGCACCCAGGUCACUCUAGAUCCAGCUCUGGAGAACCAACACCCCGAAAGACCGCCUGCCAAAAAACCUCAUCAGCUUUCUUUACCAAUGAGGAGAAAUAUGGCCGACUCUAAAUCUUUCCAUUUUGAUGAAACCAACCUGGAGUGGAAGACCACUUACGGCAGCAUCCCCAGCGGGGCCGUGUCCAUCUACAACAGCUACUCUAAACGCGUGGACUACAUCUGCAAAGUGGGCUGCAACGCGGGCUAUUACAACCCAGAGAGCAGUAGCGAAUGCAACUUCUCCAACAAUGGGUACGGGUACAGCGAGUCGCCAUUUGAGCUGCUGGUCAACAAAGACAACUUUGAGGUUUUGCUGUGGAAACAAGGCUCCUAUGGUUCCGUGACCCCAUUUUCUAUUAAGACCUGCCAGAACGAAGACAUAUACGUUGGUAAGAAUGAGUACGGUUUAGGGAAAGUGAAGGUCAGUGAUCAGGCCUUCUACCUUCCCUGGGGGAGCACUGAGUACUGGUACCGUGACUAUCAGGUCCUGGAGUUGGAGAAAGACGUAAGAAAAGAGGACAUGAUGGAUGUCCAGUACCACACAGAUGGCGUCACUCCCAUAGCGUAUCCUCCUGAGGUCUUGAACAAGGAUACGGUCGCCAACUACCACUGCCAGCCCAUCAAACGUACAUCCACCCUUUCAAAGAGCAUCUCAAGGUCCAACAAGUGGGACACCACCUUCUCCUUCACGGCGGGAGUCGGCACCACAAUCAAAACCAGAAUCCCCUUCAUUGUUCAAGGACAGAUUCAGUUUCGGGGUUCUGCAAGCUACAAGUUGGUCAAAGGGAGCACUCUUACCGAGACAACCACCCACUCUCUUGCCGUGGACACCGUGGUCCCGGUCGGCCACUCGUGCACCAUCACCAUGCAGGGAAAGAAGUACGGCAUGGACAUCCCGUACACAGCGCGCCUCAAGCGCACCUACAGCAACGGAGAGACCACGUGGACGAGCGUCACUGGCACCUACAGGAGCGUCCAGGUCUCAGAAGUCCAGGCUGUGGUGGACCGCUGUGACCGUCUACCUCACACCAAACCUUGUUAGGACAGCACACAUCACUCGUACGUCGCUUUCGUGUCCAACUGAAAUAAAACUAAUAAAGACAAACCAUUCA
Messenger RNA from Dunckerocampus dactyliophorus (ringed pipefish), 1456 nucleotides. Its product is annotated as natterin-3-like. NCBI's taxonomy places the organism in Eukaryota, Metazoa, Chordata, Actinopteri, Syngnathiformes, Syngnathidae. The transcript is spliced from 3 exons. The record is from RefSeq and is a predicted model, not a curated record. The coding region runs from base 124 to 1386 and encodes 420 amino acids.